AUGUCUGUUCCAAUGAUCGGAAACAAGAGUUCCUACCCGAACACGGGAAACAAGAGUUCCUACCCGAACACGGGAAAAAAGAGUUCCUACCCGAACACGGGAAACAAGAGUUCCUACCUGAACACGGGAGACAAGAGUUCCUACCCGAACACGGGAGACAAGAGUUCCUACUCGAACACGAGAAACAAUAGUUCCUACUCGAACACGGGAAACAACAGUUCCUACCCGAACACGGGAAACAAGAGUUCCUACCCGAACACGGGAAACAAGAGUUCCUACCCGAACACGGGAAACAAUAGUUCCUACCAGAACACGGGAGACAAGAGUUCCUACCUGAACACGGGAAACAAUAGUUCCUACCCGAACACGGGAAACAAGAGUUCCUACCCGAACACGGGAAACAAUAGUUCCUACCAGAACACGGGAGACAAGAGUUCCUACCCGAACACGGGAAACAAGAGUUCCUACCCGAACACGGGAGACAAGAGUUCCUACCUGAACACAGGAAACAAGAGUUCCUACCCGAACACGGGAAACAAGAGUUCCUACCCGAACACGGGAAACAAGAGUUCCUACCCGAACACGGGAGACAAGAGUUCCUACCCGAACACGGGAGACAAGAGUUCCUACCUGAACACAGGAAACAAGAGUUCCUACCCGAACACGGGAGACAAGAGUUCCUACCCGAACACGGGAAACAAGAGUUCCUACCCGAACACGGGAGACAAGAGUUCCUACCCGAACACGGGAGACAAGAGUUCCUACCCGAACACUGGAAACAAUAGUUCCUACCCGAACACGGGAGACAAGAGUUCCUACCUGAACACAGGAAACAAGAGUUCCUACCCGAACACGGGAAACAAGAGUUCCUACCCGAACACGGGAGACAAGAGUUCCUACCCGAACACGGGAAACAAUAGUUCCUACCCGAACACGGGAGACAAGAGUUCCUACCUGAACACAGGAAACAAGAGUUCCUACCCGAACACGGGAAACAAGAGUUCCUACCCGAACACGGGAGACAAGAGUUCCUACCCGAACACGGGAAACAAUAGUUCCUACCCGAACACGGGAAACAAGAGUUCCUACUCGAACACGGGAAACAAGAGUUCCUACCUGAACACGGGAAACAAGAGUUCCUACCCGAACACGGGAAACAAGAGUUCCUACUCGAACACGGGAGACAAGAGUUCCUACCCGAACACGGGAGACAAGAGUUCCUACCUGAACACGGGAGACAAGAGUUCCUACCCGAACACAGGAAACAAGAGUUCCUACUCGAACACGGGAGACAAGAGUUCCUACCCGAACACGAGAAACAAUAGUUCCUACUCGAACACGAGAAACAAUAGUUCCUACUCAAACACGAGAAACAAGAGUUCCUACCCGAACACGGGAAACAAGAGUUCCUAA
Messenger RNA from Thunnus maccoyii (southern bluefin tuna), 1413 nucleotides. RefSeq names its product stress protein DDR48-like. The coding region runs from base 1 to 1413 and encodes 470 amino acids. The record is from RefSeq and is a predicted model, not a curated record. NCBI's taxonomy places the organism in Eukaryota, Metazoa, Chordata, Actinopteri, Scombriformes, Scombridae. The transcript has 2 exons.